AUUCAAAAUAGAGGGAGAGGGAGGGAAGAGAGAGAGAGAGAGAGAGAGAGAGAGAAGGAGAGUCAGGGACAGGCAGUGCUGAAAAGGAGAGCACAAAGAGAAGGAAAGUGGAGCAGGGGAGGGGAACAGGAGGCUGGGUGAAGGGAGAGGGAAAGACAAAAGAAGGAGAGGGGAGACAUAGCAGGGUGAACGGAGGGGACUGAGCAAAUGGCUACGGAGGAGACGGCGGGGGGAGCCAGGAAAGCCACCAAGAGCAAACUGUUUGAGUUCCUGGUCCAUGGAGUGCGUCCUGGCAUGCCGUCUGGAGCGAGGAUGCCCCACCAGGGAGCUCCCAUGGGCCCCCCUGGCCCACCAUUCGGAGGGAGCCCGACGGUGCGGCCCGGCCUGCCCUCCCCAGUGAUGGAGCCCAGUCGUAAGAGGCCUGCCCCCUCCCAGCAGGUCCAGCAGCAGCAGCAGCAGCAACAGCAGCAGCAGCAACAGCAGGCCGUCCAGAACCGGGCCAGAAAGAAGCCAGUUGGAUUCCCCGGAGCCAACGAGAUGCCGGCGAGGCAGAUGGACAUGAGAGAGCCCCAAUCAGAUCCCACGCUCGGAUCAAAUGCUAAGAGAAGGAAAAUGGCAGACAAGAUUCUUCCGCAAAGGAUCCGUGAGCUGGUCCCUGAGUCUCAGGCCUACAUGGAUCUGCUAGCGUUUGAGCGCAAAUUGGACCAGACCAUCAUGCGCAAACGUGUGGACAUCCAGGAAGCACUGAAGAGACCAAUGAAGCAGCAAAAGCGUAAACUGAGGCUUUACAUAUCCAACACCUUCAACCCUGCCAGACCUGAUGCUGAUGACUCUGAUGGCAGCAUUGCAUCAUGGGAGCUGCGGGUGGAGGGGAAGUUGCUGGAUGACCCAGGGAAGCAGAAGAAGAAGUUCUCUUCGUUUUUUAAGAGCCUGGUGAUCGAGCUGGACAAAGACCUUUAUGGUCCUGACAACCACCUGGUCGAGUGGCACCGCACGCCUACCACCCAGGAGACGGACGGCUUCCAGGUGAAGAGGCCAGGAGACGUGAGCGUGCGCUGCACUCUGCUGCUGAUGCUGGACUACCAGCCUCCCCAGUUUAAGUUGGACCCUCGCCUGGCUCGCCUGCUUGGCAUUCACACCCAGACUCGCUCCUGCAUCAUCCAGGCCCUCUGGCAGUACGUCAAGACCAACAAGCUGCAGGACUCGCAUGACAAGGAGUACAUCAACUGUGACAAGUACUUCCAGCAGAUUUUUGAUUGCCCACGGCUGAAGUUCUCUGAGAUCCCUCAGCGUCUCACCAACCUCCUCCUGCCCCCUGACCCCAUCGUCAUCAACCAUGUUAUCAGCGUCGACCCCAACGACCAGAAGAAGACGGCCUGCUACGACAUUGACGUGGAAGUGGAAGACCCCCUGAAGAGCCAGAUGAGCAGCUUCCUCCUCUCCACCGCCAACCAGCAAGAAAUCGCAUCACUCGACAACAAGAUCCAUGAAACCAUUGAGUCCAUCAACCAGUUGAAGAUCCAGAGGGACUUCAUGCUGAGUUUCUCCAGAGAUCCCAAGGGCUACAUCCAGGACUGGCUCAAAUCCCAGAGCCGAGACUUAAAGUUAAUGACAGACGUGGUGGGGAACCCUGAAGAGGAGAGGAGGGCGGCGUUUUACCACGAGCCUUGGUCCCAGGAGGCCGUCAGCCGCUAUUUCUACUGCAAGAUCCAGCAGAGAAGACAGGAGCUGGAACAGGCCUUAGCUGUCCGCAACACCUAAACCAAGGCCUUCCUGAAUCUCCUCAUCUGAUUUCAGAGCCUAGUGUGUGUGUGUGUGUGUGUGUGUGUGUGUGUGUGUGUGUGUGUGUGUGUGUGUGUGUGUGUGUGUGUGUGUGUGUGUGUGUGUGUGUGUGUGUUUGGAUGUGUGUGAGGCCAUCGCUGUCGUCUGCUGAAACCUAAUACCUCUAAAAAUGUCAGUAACUUAGAAAAAAACAAAACAAAAGCAGCCCUAUGUGUUUGUGAUAGCAAUGGAAUUUCUGAGGUUUGUCCAAUGUUUUGAAAGGAAAUUUGAAAUUAGGGUGAGGAGGUUUUCACAAGACAGCAGCGAUGUGCGUGUAUGGAAGCCAGAUCUCGAUGCACAUAUGCGCCCACUGCAUAUUUGUUCCGUUAUGUGCAGGACUGUGAGGACACCAUCGUUAAUCGCAUGUAUUCAGCUGCGGGGUCGUCCCUCAGAGGUCGUCCCCCCUCGGACCACAAACGUUGUCAGACUCACUGCCCGAUAAACAAAAACCUCCCUCUUCAUCACCGCUCUCUGCUUUGUAAAUACACCACUGGCAAACCCCUUCUCUCCAUGUCAAGACAAACUCUCAUUUCGCUGCUCACACGGUUAUCGGAUUCUCAUCUCAAAGAGGUCUCCGCUGCGUCCGACAGAAGAUGCACAUGACGCAACCCGGUGUCACAGUCAGUCCUCGCAGCGCUCUGGAUAAGUCUCCACAUUUUAUGUUUUCCAUCUCUUUUUUAAAACUGUUUUCUCAUUUUUUUUUUUUUGUUGUUUUUUUUUUGGGGGGGAGGUGUGAUUGUAAGCCUGACAGCGUGUGGUUUCAUUUGUUCUCAUUAGGAGAGUGUUUUUGGAAGACCGAUUAAUUACACCAGCAAAGUCGAGAUUACCGGGUGGUUGCAGGGAAUCGUUGCUAUCUAUAAACCUGAGGUGUGGAUUUCAUUCAUUUCCAGGUUUGAGUGACUCAAGUAGACAACUGCCAAUGUGUCUCACUUUAGUCUUAUUCACCAGGAAACAGAUUUUUCUUUUUACAGUAACUCCCACAACAGUAUUAGCCUAGUUAACUGAACUAAAGUAUUAUCACAUUAAAAGCCCCAUGUCUGUUUAUAGCAAGAAUAGUGUUUUAAUGAAGUAGCAAACAAGUAUUGAUCGUCAUAAUAUAUUCUUUUCUUCCCUUAAUCAUAGCAAAAUGACAAAUAUUGAGACUUGCUGACUGAUCUGUUUUGUCAGAGUCGCUCACCAUCUCUUUUUUGUGUAGUAUUUUUGCGAGUUAAUGUUUUGAAGGUGUUACCAAAGGUUGCAACAAGAAGAGGAGAACACGAUCACUGAAACAGAAAUGGGCAAAAAAUCCGGGUCUGGGCUUAACAGAAAUUGCAAAAAUGUCCUUUUCGGUGGGUUCGGCUUAACAUGUCCAAACAAUUUGGGUAGUUUUAGAGAGAAUUUAUUCCCAAAUGUUUUUGUUUGUAGACUAUUGGGCCUCAAGUUCUCUUAAACAAAUUCUAAAACUAUUAUUGCAAUAAACACUUAAGCCCAGUUUUGGAAAGCUUUGUCAAUUUCUUCACUUUUUAUGUUACAUGAAGAAGAAAAAUGAAGUUUUUUUCUUUUCUAGAGAUGUGAAUGUAAAUAUGUUUUUUGUUUGUUUUUUUUUUCCCCUUGAGAGGGCCAACUGUACAGUAUAUGACAUACUAUUUGUGUGUGUUUGGUUUUUUUUUGGGGGGGGGUGGAUGUUACAUGGUCCCAUGGGGGAGCUCCAUGAGUUUUGAAUUAGUAGAGCAGGAAUGUUAGUGUUCCUCUGUGUACCAUCUCGGGUUGGGGGUGGUUUAUUUUGGGUCCAUCUCGUAUCUAUCGUGGGAGCUAGAAGCUGCAACAAAGAAAGACCUCCCUCGCUUUCAAACCCAGUAGCUGUAACACAUGAUAUAAUCUGCACCGAUUUCAUUUCACACCUUUUUUUUUUUUUAUUGACACUUGACUUGUAUGUAUAUGUUGUAAUGUCAGAUUGGGGAUUUUUUUUUUUUCUUUUUUUUUUUUUUCUCAGCAGUCGGUUUUCCCGCCGGAGCCUUUUCUGGGUUUCUUUGCACUGUGUUGUAACUUCUUGUCGGGACUCUCUUCUUCAUGGGUGAGACCCUCUUUGUUAUCCCAGCAUACACAAAAAGUGAUUGGAUGAUUUCAUGAUGACCUAUGCAUGCUCCAUGGACAUUAACUAGUACAUCUGAUGAGACAGUAUGUGUAAAUAUAAAAAGCUAGCAUAGCAGUCGGUGUGAAGAGCAAAAGACUGAUCACAUUUGUUGAAAUGCCUUCUGGAAACUUUUUUGCCAAAAAUGAUAUGCCCUACCAGCAACUAACUGUAGGUGUGAUUUUUUUCUGAACUGUGUUUUUUGCUACUAGGACUAAGUUAUAUUAACUGCACUCAUUAGAGGAGAAACAGUAGUCAAUGGUAGUAUCUUCAUCCUAUGUCUGACCCAGGGUGGGUUUUUUUUCUUUGUGCGGCCAGGGCAUUCACGUUGUCGUCACUGAAUCGCUAGCGCCCUCUUGUGGGAGCAAACUAGAAGCUGCAACUCCUGGGUGAACGCAGCCGAGAGCAGCACAGCGCCAGGAUAUCUGACAAAAUGUUAGCAGACUACUGUGUCUCCUGUUAGUAAACCCUGCAUUUCAGUCAACAUGUCUGUCCCACUCCCUGCAUGUGUUCCCGAAGAGCAGGAACUGCUCUUUCUCUCUGUUUACACUGUUGUCAGAGGGUCACCGACAGGAAGAUUAUAGUAUACAUGAUACUGUAUAUCUGUAAAGAGCAAAGCUUGUCUGGUGAUUACAUUCUACAAAAGGAGAAAAAAAAAAAAAUAAGGGAAAACAGCUGUGACAUUGCGAGACAGCCUGGAUGUAAAUAAAGAAGCGCUUGCC
Molecule: messenger RNA, 4653 nt
Organism: Xiphias gladius (swordfish)
Lineage: Eukaryota; Metazoa; Chordata; Actinopteri; Istiophoriformes; Xiphiidae
Gene: smarcd3b
Product: SWI/SNF related, matrix associated, actin dependent regulator of chromatin, subfamily d, member 3b
Exons: 14
Coding region: 208-1761 (517 amino acids)
Biological process (GO): regulation of transcription by RNA polymerase II
Cellular component (GO): SWI/SNF complex; nucleus
Source: RefSeq, a predicted model, not a curated record